Molecule: messenger RNA, 1617 nt
Organism: Penicillium odoratum
Lineage: Eukaryota; Fungi; Ascomycota; Eurotiomycetes; Eurotiales; Aspergillaceae
Product: elongation of very long chain fatty acids protein
Exons: 2
Coding region: 1-1617 (538 amino acids)
Biological process (GO): sphingolipid biosynthetic process; fatty acid elongation, saturated fatty acid; fatty acid elongation, polyunsaturated fatty acid
Cellular component (GO): endoplasmic reticulum membrane
Molecular function (GO): fatty acid elongase activity
Source: RefSeq, a predicted model, not a curated record
AUGUAUGACCUCAACGUGCCCACCCAAUUUGGGUCGGCCACCGUCCGGAUCGGAUUCCCUCGCUCCUCCCUGCUCAGCUUCCCUCCAAAUGAGCUUCCGGUAACCAUUCCGGCGCCUCAUGUCUCGGAAUUCACCUGGAAGCAGCCCUUUAAUAUUCCCAACGACCUCUACAACCAGGUGCUGGAUGUGCGCGUUCCCAUUACCAUUGCCAGCGUCUACGCCUUGACCGUCAUCUUGGUCAGUCGCAUCAACAAGCGUCGCGGCUACAAGCCCUAUGCGUUCAGCCACUCGCGCCUGUUUAAGGCCUUCGUGGUGCUACACAAUGUCUUCCUGGCCGUCUACUCAGCUUGGACAUUCGCUGGUAUGUUCCAAGCAUUUGGCAAUUCCUGGCCGGAUCGCAGCGAUGCCAACGGUUUGGCGGGUGUCGUGGACUCGUUGUGCAAGAUCAAUGGCCCACGGGGUUACGGUAAUGCGGCUACCUACAGCCCCUUCACCAACGAAUGGUCAAUCGCCAACCCAGAUUACAAACUGAGCAAUGGUAUCCCCGAUUCGACAGACGUCGGCCGUCUCUGGAAUCAGGGCCUUGCCUACUUUGGCUGGCUUUUCUACCUGUCUAAAUUCUAUGAGGUCGUGGAUACCGCAAUUAUCCUAGCCAAGGGAAAGAAGAGCUCAACUCUGCAGACCUACCACCACGCCGGUGCGAUGAUGUGCAUGUGGGCCGGUAUCCGUUACAUGGCAGCUCCGAUCUGGAUCUUCGCCCUCGUGAACUCGGCUAUCCAUGCAAUGAUGUACACCUACUACACCUUCACUGCUUUGCGCAUUCGUGUCCCCGGUGUGAUCAAGCGUAGCUUGACCACUAUGCAGAUCACCCAGUUCGUUUUCGGAACCAAUAUGGCCGCUGCCUACCUCUUUGUGGAAUACAGCAUUCCCUACCCCGUCGGUAGCACCUCCCUGCGUCACCUGUCCAAGGUCGUGCCCGCGGUGGCCAGCGCCACUGCCGAAGCUGGUGUUGUUCCCUGGCUGAAGAAGCUCGCCCUCCGCGCUGCUGGCGCCGAGGGAAUUGCUGAGAAUGUCGGUAGCACUGGUGCUGCCCCCAUCACUACCACCGGUUACACCCACGAGAUGGUGACCUGCAUGGACACCACCGGCCAGGCGUUUGCGAUCUGGCUCAACGUGUCAUACCUGCUACCCCUGACCUACCUGUUCGCCCGCUUCUUCGUGCGUUCGUACCUGAACCGCAAGGACCCCGGCGUCAAGCAGCCGACCCACAUGGAAGCUGCCGAGAAGGCCGGUAUGGAUGCGCUGAAGGGUCUCAGCCGUGAGAUCAAGCGGGCAGCUAUUGAAGGUGAGAACAGCGAGGCGACCGACGAGGAAAUCAUCAAGGCGCACGUGCAGAAGAUCGUGGAGCAAAAAGCCACUCCGGAUUCACCAAUUCGGACUCGAGCAUCCGCUGCUAACAAGGCAAAGGCCGCAGCUACUAGCCAGUCUGGAUCAGAUGAAGGAUUUUCCACCGUGUCCGCGAAGAAGGGCGCCAAGAAGCAGAGGAUUCAAGAGGCCCCAAGCGUCUCCGAGACUAAGGGACAAAACCCGUUCGGAGUCCUUGAUAACAAUGCAUGA